Esox lucius (northern pike) is the source of this 5385-nucleotide messenger RNA. RefSeq names its product zinc finger protein 2. Bases 1832 to 3814 code for a protein of 660 amino acids. Lineage: Eukaryota; Metazoa; Chordata; Actinopteri; Esociformes; Esocidae. Gene Ontology annotation, biological process: regulation of transcription by RNA polymerase II. The transcript has 4 exons. Gene Ontology annotation, molecular function: DNA-binding transcription factor activity, RNA polymerase II-specific; RNA polymerase II cis-regulatory region sequence-specific DNA binding. The record is from RefSeq and is a predicted model, not a curated record.
UCUGUCACAAGAGUCAAGACCCACAUGACUUGAAUUGAACAUAUAUUGAUUUACAUUAAGAAACAAUGCAGUGUUAUGAAUGCGGUAAAGGUUUCAUUUAAAAGCUCUACCUAACCAGGCAUGUUAAGAUUCACACUGGCAAGAAAUCAUUUAGUUGUGAAGUUUAGUUGUGAUGAUGCCCCGAGUGGUUAGUUUACAUUCUAUUCUACAGUUUAGGAAUGUUCCAAAAAGCGCAUUAGCAGGCCACUUGGAUGGUUGUGUUGAUGCUUAGAUAGUAUUGAAAAAUAUGGGUUUCUUGUUGACACUGUUUCCAUUCUAGUUAUUAAGACUGUAGCCUAGAUUACUUCAGAACAAAGCUUUUGAUUAAAUAUUAGACUGCUAUGAAAAUGUUAUUGAUUAGUUCCUGUUUUGCUUUAUUGACAUAAGUUGAUGGUACCUUCAGUAGCCUCGAGUAAAUGAAAUAAAUGUAUGAAAAUAGAUGUUGUAGCAGGCACAGCAGGGAAGACUGAAAACCAGCCAAAGGCCCAAAUGCCUUUUUACCAACAAAAGGCCCAAAUGCCUUUUUACCAACAAAAGGCCCAAAUGCCUUUUUACCAACAAAAGGCCCAAAUGCCUUUUUACCAACAAAAGGCCCAAAUGCCACCUAUCUCAGUGACUCAAAUGGAUACCGAAGCUUCUCUGAUCCUUUCAGUGGGUUGCCUUUAGACAUGCCGUGUGGCACACUGAGUCCCCUACAGCGCUGUCUAUAGUGCCCAGAAACAAAUAUACUAGUAGUUGUGCAGUCAAUCAAUUUGGUGGGAUGACCUGCCUUUUGUAGACUGUCAGUGGUCUGGAAUUUGCUACAUUUGUUGGUGGUUUGUCAGACAGUGGAUGUCAUGUUAAUUGCUUGGAAAUGGCUUUGUAACCCCUCCCAGACUCAUGAGCAUCAGUAAUCACGCUUCUGAGGGGCCACAGGUAGACCUUUUGAUCUAGGUAGUCUGUGGUACCUCACACCACUAUGGUUAAUACCAAACCAGACCAACUUUCUAAUCUUACCUGACGGCUUGACUCUCUAAUGUUCCUCUAAUGAUUUUCUAAUAAUUUCCACCUUUCUUUGGUGUGACUGUCUCAUUUGUGUCAUUUUAUGUAAAUGUUGGGCUGUACUUUUUUUUUUUUCAAGUAGGGAGAUUGCCUUUCUGUUUAUUUUAAUUGUAUACAUUGUUUAUUUAGUUUGAGUUUUGUUAAAUUUGCCUAUCUUUAUCAAUGAAUGGGGUGGGAAUAUAGCUCAAAUAUCUGUCCACCUGAAAAAUUUAAAACACCUUAAGUAGAUGUCCUUCCCAAUUUUAUCUCCUGAUUUGUACCUACUAAAACGCCGACCUUAUGGGGGCGCUGUGAGGAUUGUUUUGGCGAGGUGUGCGCCCAAUCCGAAAGGUAGAAGAUACACGGAAGCAGUACUGGGCUGUUCGAUUCGCGUUUGCUAUGCCUUGCUAUGUUUCCAGACAAUGUGUAAUACUCAAUAAAGCGUUUCUAACAGACAUUCUUUGACGACCGUUGAAGUUUUCCCCAUUUUGUGGGUAUGUUGAUGUGGGGAUGGAAGCAGAGUGACGUAUUUAAAGGACACCUGCCUAAACUAAGACUGGAUGUACAUUUUCUUCAUUCAGCCACCUCGAUAGCUUGUUGGUAAAUGUAAAACCGAUAAAUGGUGUAUGUAAAAAAAAGUCUUGUGAAUGUCAACUCAAAUGUAUGUGGACGUUACUGCAAGGAAACGUUAGCUUUAGAUGCUUAUUAAAUAUGUCCACAUUGCUGAGCAAAGGGUAAUUGCUAAUGUUAACUAGCCAACAUUCGUGACUACAUGAGCUCAGUGAGCUACUUAGACCCCACUAAAGGGGAGAUGGGCUGGACGGAGGAAGAAACUCUUAGGCGGAGCAUCUUAAUUAAAGGAGAAAACGAAGAUAUGACAGCGAAAGGACACGAAGAAUGUUUCAGAAUGGAAAAAAAAGAUAAGUUAUUAUCGGGUAGCACACUGAAAGAAGAUAAAGUACACUUUGAAGUGAAAGAGGAAGAGCUGAUUAAGGUUGUCUCAGUGGAAAAGGGACAAGCUUUCAGAAUGGAGGAUGUUACAGUUGAAGAGAAAUACACGUUUCGGUUGCAAGAGGGGAGAGGGACUAUCCCAACGAAAGAGGAGGAUGGCGAUUUGAGAAACACAAAAGUGAAUGAGGAGGCGAUCACGUUUGUUACAAUGAAGGAAGAGAAAGAUACUUUUGCAGAGAAUCAGGAGGAAUACGUUUUAAACGUGAAAGAAGAAGAAAUAGAGGAGGAAACUAAAGAUCCAAUGGACAGCGCAGGAUCCUCUGAGGAGCCUCAACAACAUCCUUAUGCUACCAAGGCCGAGAAGUGUUACUCAAGAUCAGAAGACCACAUGGACAUUGCUAGCCUUCCUCCGGGUCUUGUGUCUCCUGACAACACCUUACUGCUGGUUCUGAAGAGGGUGUCUGUGCGUCUGGUCGAUUGCAGGAAACCAUGGAGGAUGAGUUCAACUGAGAUAGAAGACAAGAAAGAAGUAGACAUAAUCCUGCAAAGAGAGAGUCAUGACCGAGAGCAGCCAGAGAGGUUUCGACCAACAAAACGACACAACUCCUCACACUGUGGAAAGUGUUUUACCAAGUUAAAGAACUUAAAAAAGCAUGAGAGAAUGCACACGGUGGAGAAGGCUUUCCACUGCUCUCUGUGCACAAAAAGUUUUACCAAUUUAGCAUCCCUGAAAAGACAUAAGAGGAGACACACAGGAGGGAAACCCCAUAACUGUUCCCAGUGUGGCAAAAGUUUUACCCAGUUAAGUGAACUGAGAAAACAUGAGACAACACACACAGGAGAGAGAAAACACACAGGGGAAAAGCCAUUUAAAUGCUCCCUGUGCGGAAAAUGUUUUACCAAGUUAAAGAACUUGAAAGAACAUGAGAGAAUACACACAGUGGAGAAGCCUUUCCAUUGCAGCCAAUGCACAAAGAGAUUUAUCUGUUCGGCAAGCCUGAAAAGACAUCAGUGGACGCACGUUGGAGAUAAACCUCAUCACUGCUCCCAGUGUGGGAAGAGUUUUAUUUUCUUAAGGCGGCUUGAGAGACAUGAGAGAACACACACAGGAGAGAAGCCUUUCCACUGCACCUUGUGUGGAAAGAAUUUUUCGGACUCCGAAAAUCUGAAAAGACAUGCAAGGAUACAUACGGACGAGAGACCUUUCAACUGUUCCCAAUGUGGAAAGUGUUUCACGUUGUUAGAAAACUUAAAAAAACAUGAAAGAAUACACACAGGCAAAAAGCCUUAUUACUGCUCCCAAUGUGAAAAGAGAUUUUACUCGUCUGGGGGACUGAAGUCACACAAGAAGACUCACUCAGGAGAGAAGCCUUUCAAAUGUUCCUAUUGUGGAAGGACAUUUUCCUGGUUAGCGAGUCUGAAAAGACAUGAGCGGACACACACAGGAGAGAAACCUUUUAAUUGCUCCCAAUGUGGUAAGCGUUUUACCAGGAUAGGGUCCUUGAAAAUGCAUGAGAUAAUACACACAGGGGAGAAGCGAAAGAAGCCUUUCCAUUGCUCUCUUUGUGUUAAGAGUUUUACAGAGUCAGGCAACAUGAAAAGGCAUGAGAGGACACACACAGGAGAGAAGCCUUUCCACUGUGCUCAAUGUGGAAAAGGUUUUACCCAGUUUGGACAUCUGAAAACGCAUGAGCGAAUACACACAGGUGAGAAGCCUUACCAAUGCUCAGAUUGUGGGAAGACAUAUUCUUCAUCACAGUCGCUUAAAAGGCACAUGGGAAUCCACACAGUAAAGAAGCCAUAAUAUUUUGCAUGUUAGUAAUUUUACAGAUGCUGCAAAUGUCUAGGUGGGACAACCAGUCAUAGUAGUAGUGCACCUUACUCUGUGAUCUUGCAAUGAGCCAAGUGAUGUAAAGGAAAGAAGGAAAAUAAAUAAUUGCCAGCACUAGUUCAUGCCAUCUGUGGGGUGGUGUGUGUCAAGUCACCUCUCGUUUAGUGACCAAAGCAAAUAAAACCAAUUGAUGCACAAAAGAGAACCAUAAAUGUUUUUACAUUAAACAGAAAUCAUUAUUGAGAAGCUGAUUAUAAAAUGACAACUUGUAUUGUUGUGAAUAAACAGAUUCAAUGUACACACUCCUUAAAUGUUUAUUAUUUAAAACUGAGUUUAAUGUUGUUCUUGACCACUACAGAUGUUCAUGUGCUAUUUGCAUGUGAAACAUUUUCUCCAUCCAUUUAAGACCGUUUAAGACUUUAGUGUUCAGGUAUGAUCCAAACCAGCUUGUGGAUUUUUCUGGGUAAUGGAACUUUUGUGAGUUUUGUGACUAGUACAUUUUGAUUGUCUUUGUCAAUGCACUUUAAUUUCAGGAAGUAAAACUUGUUUAAGUAACCGUACAUAAAAUAAUAAUAAAAACAAAUCUUCUGCAGGUGGUGACUAUUGCACACACUGACUUUUGAACUGUAUCCAUGGAUUGAAAACCGGGCAUAGCUUUUUGGGUAAAGACGAUGUUGGGCAAACCGUGUCUAGUGGACCUAGGCCUUCUGGGCCCGGGGGUAUAAUCUAAAACAUUGUAUCAAACUGAAUAAUCAAGAGAAAUCACAGCAUCACUAAUUUACUUUAUGCACCUGGCACUAAUCUAGGUCUAUUGUCUUUGGAAGACAUCCCGGCUACUUCAUUUUCGUUUAUAGGCUUGACAGUAUCAUUUGCCUUGAAGGAAGAGGGGCUUUUGAAUGAAGGACGUUAAUAAUCACCCAUAAGUGUGUAGGCGUAAUUGUUAGUUAAAUCAAGUACUUUUGUCUGUUCUUUUCUGGCAGGCUUCCAAUCAAAGUUUUGUGGCGAAAGUGGUGUGCUGAUAAUACAAAACGAUAAUAUAAAGAAAAACACAUUUUUAUCAAUAUCUCUGCCUUUUCUAGAAGGCACUGAUGGUUCCCCACUGGAUAGUGUAUUACACCAAAAUGUGGAUGAUAACAUAUUUUCCAAAGGUGCUUAAUGCAAGUUUUCAUACACCCGCGUGCGUACACACACGCACGCACGCCCACACACACAUGCGCAUACAUGUACCGUUUACUCCUUUGAAAACAAAUGUCAGGACUGCUAUCUGAUCACUGUACCUGUUAAGCACUUUCCAUCUGUAUAUACACCUUUCACCUCAUGGUGAACACCUACCUAUGCAUGUUAUCAUUGUAUAUUGAAUCACAUGGUGUCAUUUAUUUCUCUAAGUACCAACACACAUGGUGUAAUAUAUUGAUCUGACCCCUGUACUUAACCCAACAUGGUAUUGCUUUAACUAUACAAAAAUGAUGUAUAGAGUUUGUAUAGAUAUACACAUGGGUGGUCAUCAAUAAUACUUUUAAAUUUAAAUUUUAUUUAUAGAGCAC